UUUCCGCAUCUUUUAUUUACUUUAAUUUGUGAAAUUUUGGAAAACUCGCACACUGUUGUACAUUUUGUACGUUUAUACAGAGACCCCUUUCUCAAAAUAAUCCAAAAUUGUUGCAAGGUGCUAAAAAGAAAAAGUUGAAAACCCCAACAAUUAUAGUACACUUGAGCACUGAGCCAUGAACGCACCUAGAACAAGAAGAACAGGAGUAACACCUGUGAAAAAACACCCAAAUUUGGCAACAAAAGAGUGAAAACUCAGAGAAAAAUAAAAAAAUAAAAAAAUUCCCAACAGGUACAAGAUUUGAGAAAGUUCACAAGAUUUCCAAAUUUUUCGUCUUUGACCCAGAGAAAGAAAGGACGAGGUGACUAUUGUUAAAACUGAGUGGCCUAUUCUUGUCAUGAUGAGAAGAGAAGAAUCUGAGGGAGGAAGCAGUAGGUGCCAAGACUGUGGAAAUCAAGCUAAGAAAGAUUGUGAAUAUUUGAGGUGUAGAACUUGUUGCAGAAGCCGAGGUUUUCAGUGCCGAACUCAUGUUAGAAGCACUUGGGUUCCUGUAUCAAGAAGGCGGCCAAGACAUCAGCAGAUGCAAAUUUCCUCUAUUGUUCAACAACAGCAACUCCUUGGACAAAACCCUAAAAGAUACAGAGAGAAUCCGGCAGUAGAGCUUGAAGAAGGGAAUUUUCCGUCGGAAGUGAGUUCUCCGGCGGUGUUUAGAUGUGUUAGAUUGAGCACGACCGACAAUGCGGAGGAUCAGUAUGCAUACCAAACAUCAGUGAACAUUAGAGGACAUGUAUUCACCGGCAUUCUUUAUGACCAAGGCCCUGAUGGAACUUAUGUUGCCGGAGAAAGCUCUUCCGGUGGCUUGCAUUUUGUCAAGUUAAAAGAACUCUUUUUAUGGAAGGAGUAA
Messenger RNA from Olea europaea var. sylvestris, 904 nucleotides. RefSeq names its product protein SHORT INTERNODES-like. Gene Ontology annotation, cellular component: nucleus. The record is from RefSeq and is a predicted model, not a curated record. The transcript has 3 exons. NCBI's taxonomy places the organism in Eukaryota, Viridiplantae, Streptophyta, Magnoliopsida, Lamiales, Oleaceae. Gene Ontology annotation, molecular function: DNA binding; DNA-binding transcription factor activity. Bases 398 to 904 code for a protein of 168 amino acids. Gene Ontology annotation, biological process: positive regulation of DNA-templated transcription.